AUGGACGAGAACAACGCUGAGGACUUUUCUUUUGACGCUCGCACCACAAGUCAACAAUUCCAACAACGAUUACUUGCAGCUCAACAAAGUAGUACCGAACGGCAGAUUAAAGAAAGCAUUGAAUCACGCAAUGUCGACCCCCAAGAGAACAAUCAGGUCCCUCUCGAAGAGCAACGUCGACUACUCUCUGACCAAGUCAAGGCACUGGAGAAGGAGGUGGCCAAACUAAGAUAUGAUUUGAAGAUACAACGACAACGUCGAGAAAAGGAAGCGUCCGUGGUGAAGAUGACACCUGAACAACGAGCACAGCUUCAAGAUGAUGAAGAACAAGUCGACGAUCCUAUGGAUUUGGAUGUUAUCUUUGAUUACUUGAUUCGUAUUGCGAGUGCACCUCUUCCAUCCAACGCAGCCGACAUAUCCACAAGCGAUUUUAUACAGUCACAUGCUGAACUUCGAGAACGAGCAAUGCAGGAUCCUGAGGUUCGAUCCCAAAUCGAUUUUGCACAUAUUGAAUUCACAAAGGCAUCCAACAAGAUUGAAUACGCAGAUGGCCCAGGCACUGUACGACAUUGCGAAUUGUGUGGAUCAUCAUACGGCCAACAAUUUACUGUGACAUUCACUAUACGACAAGAUCAACUAUGCAUUGAAAACCUCAAGGUUGAAGUUGGCAUGGAAACACAAUUCGAACUGUGUACUUUGCUUAAAAGGAUCGAAGAAGAGUGCAACCUCUUAGGAUUCUUUCGGCUCUUGAUACACUAUGGUCGAUUGAUCGAUGACCGAAGGACAUUAUUUCAACGUUUGCAUGAAUUAUACUCGUCAGCAAUCACUGUGGAAGACAUUGGGAGCAAUACAUUGAAAUUUUACAGAGAGCAAGACCAUGAAAUACGGCUGAUAUGGGACAUAAACAUCCUUAGCAUGGACGUGUCGAUCAAUAUCUGUGAGCAAGUCAUCCCCAAUAUAAGGAUGGAAGCAUAUACCACUGGAUCACCUGAAAGGGAAGAAUUAUACACCCGUAUUCCGGCCAAUUUUGCUCGAUUAGUAUCCAUGAAGGGGACCUUUGCUGCUACACGCAUCAUGCUAGAUGCUGUUUUCGGAUUGAAAUAG
Molecule: messenger RNA, 1104 nt
Organism: Lichtheimia ornata
Lineage: Eukaryota; Fungi; Mucoromycota; Mucoromycetes; Mucorales; Lichtheimiaceae
Exons: 8
Coding region: 1-1104 (367 amino acids)
Biological process (GO): CENP-A containing chromatin assembly
Cellular component (GO): chromosome, centromeric region
Source: RefSeq, a predicted model, not a curated record